AAAGAAUCUGAUUUAGUUUUGCUUUUAGUUAACUUUAAAAUUCAAAGAUAUACAAAUUAAAUAAGGAAAUACUGCAUACCCAUUGCACCAUAUAUAAAUACGCAAAACUCUUGAUACAAAGUGAAAAGAAGACGUCGCAUGAACGAGCUAACAUAUAUUUACAAACAUUGACAUAACACGUCAACGCAUUUGCGGCACGAAUCCAACGUCGACAUUGACGAUAAACCACAUAGUUAUAAUACGGGCAACAGGCCAGCAUUUACGAACUAUAUUUAUUAGUAUGUGUUAUGGCCACAGUAGAGCACAAGUCAACAGCGACAGUGACAACGUCAACUGCAGGGGAAGUUGAAAUACCGGCGGACAGAAAACUAUCAACUGCCUCUAAUUUCAAUAACAGCUUCAAUGCGCCCAGCUGGCACAGCUGUUACUAUUGCACACGGGAACACUUCAAGAACAUUGGACAAUUUGUCAAUCAUUUGCGAAGUCGACACUGCACUCGGGAAGGCGGUUCAUUUGUAUGUCGCUAUGGAUUUAAUGGAGUUUGCGCCUCGCUGCCACUUGACGGAGUUUCGGAUCGAGAUUAUGAUGCGCAUGUGUCAAAGUAUCACGUUAAUCAACAAACGCAGGAGCUGCCACCGGAAUGGGGCGUUUACUCAGCGGCCCAAAACCUGCCUGCCGUCCUGAACGAUCCACAGCGUGGCAAACAGAGUAGCUUGUUUACUAAAAAGUGGGGUGAACAUUUCAUAGAGCGUGUGCACAUCCCAGCCAGUCCUCAUCUACCGGACAUCACCCACUCGGACUUUGCAGUUUACCUCGGCAGCGUUGGCAAGCGAUAUCGCUGGCACGAGCGGCGCCAGCAGCAGCAGUUUUCAUCGACGCCCACACCGGAACAUUUAAGUAGCGUGCCCAUUCCAGAUAUUUUUCUUAAGUCCCAUCUCCAACUACACCAUUCAACCACCUUCUCCCAAGUCUUUCCUAACUACAUGCAAUCUGAACCAAACGCCAACGGUCCCUCGAUCCAAAGCACUGCUUCGAGUUCCAUUUUAACGGUGCAGAAAGUCGGCAGACACCUACAAGAGCAACUGUCCCACUAUCUUGACAUUGUAGAGGUCAAAAUUGCGCAGCAAGUGGCUCAAAAGUCCGGUGCCUUUUUUCAUGCCAUGACAACACAACAUGCCAUUUUAGCCGAGAUGGAGGAGGCGGCCGAGCAGGUGCGUCAGUUACGUUCAGCUCUAGCCCAUCUGCACGGAAGUACUGUCGUAGAUAGUUUUCGUGUUAUGCGCUAUACACAACGUAGACAACAUUAUAUUGCAACAUUGGAUAAGCUCCGCCUUAUGGCCACCGUGCACAAAACUCAGCCCAUGCUGCAGUUGCUGCUUGGCACCCAAGACUACGUGGCUGCAUUGGACUUAAUAAGCACUACGCAAGAAAUUCUAGCUGCUGAGCUGCUUGGGGUACACUGCUUUAAGCACUUGCCAAUGCAACUGGGUGAAAUGGAGAAGCUCAUCGAUAAGAUGCUGACCACUGAAUUUGAGCGUUACGCAGCAACGGAUUUAAAUCGGCCUUUGCUGGAGGGUGAUCUGGAGAGCGAUAGUGUCUGCGCUGAAGAAGACAAGCUCGUGGCCAUUAUAAUGGGAUUGCUGCGCAAGCAAAACUUUAGUUUUGUACAGAGCUACCAGCAGGAGAGCGUUGCCACAAUUCGAGCCAUUAUUAAACAACUACUCAUUGAAGUUAUUUCACGCGGCGACCAUGAAAUGUGUCUCACCGGCGCAGGUGAACAGUCUCUAGACCUUACUCUGGUUGAGUGGUUGACACUGCUGCAACGUGCUAGUCGUGCUCUUUGCGCUGUUCUCGACCGAAUCAAGUCAGUUAUAUGCAUAAUGCAGCAUACUGUCGAUGCUGCAGCUGGCGGCAGCAAUCCAAGCUUGAAGAAUAAGAUGCGCGAGCAUGCUGUUAACUUAAUAGAUUCUGAAGCCUUUCUCAGCAGUACACACCAUGAAAAAAUCAGUACUCAAUUAGACCAACUGCUACAAUUUGUAUGCCAUUAUUGCCAUGAGCGUUGUGCCAACAUCAUGUCGCCACAAUGCCUUGAAAACAGUUUCGCAAGCGAGGAGGAGCUGCUGCAACUAGCUAGUAUUGUAAACGAGUUUAGUGAUGCCACCCAGAGCAUCUGUGAUACACCCAGUGUACCAUUACAGCUGGCUCUCAAGGUACAGGCAUCACGUUACGCACAACGAUUUCACUCCGAGCGCAAACAGAAGCUGGCAUUACUGCUAGAUCAGGAGCGUUGGCGUCAGGUGGACAUACCCUACGAAUUCCAGCGCAUCAUCGAUCGUAUGACUGUUAGCGACUACGUGAAGCAGUCUGCGCCUACGCAAGGACAUCUCAUUACCUCCAAUGGUGACAACCCGGGGAACCCUGUUCUGCUCCUGGAGGGUAAGCAGCCCUUUGCUUUGGUCAGUGUAGCUCUGAUGCUUAUUCAGAUGCUUUAUGAGUAUGGAAGCAGUGCGCAUCGGUUAUCUCUUCUGAUGACUUAUCACUCGCGUAACGUCGUUGAUCUGCUGCGCAGCUUUAACUCGCGCAGCUGCCAGCUGAUUAUUGGAGCGGGAGCCAUGCGAGUGGCCGGCCUGAAGACCAUCACAAGUACGAAUUUGGCAUUAGUCUCGCGCACGCUGCAACUUGUGAUCUAUCGCUACCUCAUGAGAAAGCUUUGAAGAAUGAGCGGUCGAGGCAUAAUGACGCGGUCAUAUCGUGCCCCGUAGAAUGCAAAUAAGAUUCAUGGAAUUGUUUCGGAACGCGUUGCUGCACAACUGGAAACAUGGGAGGCACGGCCACCAAUACCAUCGCAGUCCUUCAGGCACAUUUCAAGGCAUCUGGUGAAGCUACAUGAAGCUAUCGCUGGCGUGUUACCAGAGCAACAGAUACAUGAAAUCUACGGUGUGGUGCAUCGCAACUUUAAGGACAAGUUGAGGGAGCAGUUGUUGAGGCUAAACAUUAACAACAAUGGCGGGCCACAACAUGGUGUGGUGACUUCUGAGCUGACCUUUUACAUGGAAACACUACGAACGCUAAAAGCUCUUCCGCCGUCACAGUUGGAUAAUGGCAUCCUGGAGCAAAUUUGGCUUUACUGAGCUGACCCCGGCAUAAUUUUAGUUGCGUAUGAUUUGAAAAAUCUUAAGCAAUCAAUAAUAUUUGUAUCCUUUCUUUGUUGUUUCUGUCUCCUUACUUUAUACAUAU
Messenger RNA from Drosophila busckii, 3237 nucleotides. It is a transcript of the gene scat, whose product is annotated as vacuolar protein sorting-associated protein 54. Gene Ontology annotation, cellular component: GARP complex. NCBI's taxonomy places the organism in Eukaryota, Metazoa, Arthropoda, Insecta, Diptera, Drosophilidae. Gene Ontology annotation, biological process: Golgi to vacuole transport; retrograde transport, endosome to Golgi. Gene Ontology annotation, molecular function: syntaxin binding. The record is from RefSeq and is a predicted model, not a curated record.